AUGAUUUCUGAUAAGGAACUUUUUGAAUUGAACAAGGAAGCAGUGUCCAAUAGAUUCAAGGUUAAACCCAGACUAAACUACAACACUGUGGGUGCUGUGAAUGGACCUUUGGUGAUUCUUGAAAAGGUAAAAUUUCCACAAUAUAAUGAAAUUGUCAACUUGACGUUGCCUGAUGGUUCUGUAAGACAAGGUCAAGUUUUAGAAGUUAGAGGAGAUCGCGCAAUUGUGCAAGUGUUUGAAGGUACUUCAGGUAUUGAUAUUAAAAAGACUACUGUAGAGUUUACCGGUGAUAGUUUAAAGAUUCCUGUGUCUGAAGACAUGUUGGGAAGAAUAUUUGAUGGUUCUGGCAGACCAAUUGACAACGGACCAAAAGUAUUUGCGGAAGACUACUUGGAUAUUAAUGGGUCGCCAAUUAACCCUUACUCUCGUAUUUACCCUGAAGAAAUGAUCUCCACCGGAAUUUCGGCUAUUGACACUAUGAAUGCUAUUGCACGUGGCCAAAAGAUUCCAAUAUUCUCUGCAUCAGGUCUGCCACAUAAUGAAAUUGCUGCUCAAAUCUGUAGACAAGCUGGGUUGGUCAGGCCUACUAAGGAUGUUCACGAUGGUCACGAAGAAAACUUUAGUAUUGUUUUUGCUGCGAUGGGUGUUAACUUAGAGACUGCUAGAUUCUUCAAACAGGAUUUUGAGGAGAAUGGCUCUUUGGAGAGAACGUCCUUGUUUUUGAACUUGGCUAAUGAUCCAACAAUUGAGAGGAUUAUCACGCCUAGAUUGGCUUUAACGACUGCAGAGUAUUUGGCGUAUGAAACUGAAAGGCAUGUUCUGACUAUUUUAACUGAUAUGUCUUCCUAUGCGGAUGCUUUGAGAGAAGUUUCUGCCGCUAGGGAAGAAGUUCCUGGUAGACGUGGUUACCCAGGUUACAUGUAUACUGAUUUAUCCACCAUCUAUGAAAGAGCAGGGAGAGUUGAAGGUCGUCAUGGUUCCAUUACCCAAAUUCCAAUUUUGACAAUGCCAAACGAUGAUAUUACCCAUCCAAUUCCUGAUUUGACUGGUUAUAUUACAGAAGGCCAAAUUUUUGUUGAUCGCCAACUUCACAACAAAGGUAUUUAUCCGCCGAUUAAUGUGUUGCCUUCUUUGUCCAGAUUGAUGAAAUCUGCUAUCGGUGAAGGUAUGACCAGGAAGGAUCAUGGCGAUGUGUCUAACCAACUAUAUGCCAAGUACGCCAUUGGUAGAGAUGCAGCCGCAAUGAAGGCUGUGGUCGGUGAAGAAGCUUUGUCUAUGGAAGACAGGCUAUCUUUAGAGUUUUUGGAAAAUUUUGAAAAGACAUUCAUCAAUCAAAGCGCUUACGAAAACAGAUCUAUUUUUGAGUCGUUGGACCAUGCUUGGUCUUUGUUGAGAAUUUAUCCUAAGGAAAUGUUGAAUAGAAUAUCGCCAAAGAUCUUAGAUGAGUUCUAUAAUAGGUCUAGAGUAGAGGAUGAAGAGGAUGAGGAUCAAGGUCAAGAUGAUGAAGCUAGACAGCCGCUGAUUUGA
This is a messenger RNA of Eremothecium cymbalariae DBVPG#7215, 1527 nucleotides long. RefSeq names its product H(+)-transporting V1 sector ATPase subunit B (gene VMA2). The record is from RefSeq and is a predicted model, not a curated record. Gene Ontology annotation, cellular component: proton-transporting V-type ATPase, V1 domain. The transcript has a single exon. NCBI's taxonomy places the organism in Eukaryota, Fungi, Ascomycota, Saccharomycetes, Saccharomycetales, Saccharomycetaceae. Gene Ontology annotation, molecular function: proton-transporting ATPase activity, rotational mechanism; ATP binding. Gene Ontology annotation, biological process: proton transmembrane transport; ATP metabolic process. Bases 1 to 1527 code for a protein of 508 amino acids.